Messenger RNA from Physella acuta, 1210 nucleotides. Its product is annotated as ankyrin-3. Gene Ontology annotation, biological process: signal transduction. Gene Ontology annotation, molecular function: protein binding. NCBI's taxonomy places the organism in Eukaryota, Metazoa, Mollusca, Gastropoda, Physidae. The record is from RefSeq and is a predicted model, not a curated record.
AGGCCUACUCUAAAUUUCAAGUGAACGCCCCAGAGAAAAAAAAAUUAAAAAUGUCUGAAAGAAAAACUGCACAUAUGGAAAGAACAAAUUUCGAUAAAAAAUCUUUUAGAAAAAAAGUUUAGUUAAAGGAACAAAAUGGCGUCGAUGUAGACGGUUGCUAGAUUGACUUCAAGACAACUGUAUUAACCAUGGGUGUAUACAGUAGUAGUUUUGUAAUUGAACCAAGUUCUGAGCUUGCUGUUUGUGGCUUCUCUCAUCCCAGUAAAGCCAAUUGGGUUACAGCACAUGCUAUAGCCACAGAAUUAAGUAUUGCAGAAGUUGAAAGGCUAUGGCUGAGAUUCCAGCAAAUGGGUGCAAAUAAAGAUGGUUUCUUAACACAAGAAACUCUUGCCUCUUCCAAACUUAAUUCAGAUGUUUUUAUAAAAAAUAUUUUAAAAUACUUCAAAAGCUCAGAUGGAAAAAUUUCCUUUGAAUCCUUCCUGAGAGCACUAAAAUGGUCUGAGAGCCAGGAACUUGAAGUUAAAGCCAAAGCAAUUUUUCAGAUGUUGAACAGUGGCAAUCCUAUUCCCAGAGAUAUCUUCCAGAAAAUUCUGAGCAAGGUCUAUUCUACAGAAAGUGAAUAUGAAAUAUACAGAAUAACAGAUAUUUUAUAUAACUCUUUGGACAGCUCAAAGAAAGGUCUCAUAGAUGAAAAGGACUUUGUGAAGGCUGUAUUAGGUCUACCUCGACCAAAGGCGCAAAACAUUCUCAGUUUCCAUAUUUUGUCAGAUCAUAUGAGAGAUAAUGUGCACAAGAAUUUGCCAGAGUUCAGUAGCCAGGCAGCUUUCUACACCCCCAGCCCCCAAGUGUCGCAGAUACCAUCAGACAACAUCCUGAGGGAGGUGGCUGAGAAGAUUCACAGGAAAGAUUGGGAACUUGUAGCCAACAGACUGAGUUUUUUCUCAGAGGACAUUGAACACAUCAAGAUAAAUAACCCAAACAGCUCAUUUAAUCAGGCUUACAGGAUGUUGCUAGACUGGAAACACAGGGAAGGUGAGAAUGCUAAGGGUAGCGUGUUGGAAAAGAUUCUGCGCAAUGCUGGAAUGAUAGAAGCAUCUCUCCUGUUAGCACCAUGAAUUUUUAAUGUGAUCAAUUUGAAAUUAGUGUUUGCAUUUCUAGCUAUGUAUAUAUACUAAAUCAUUAAUAUUAUAUAAAAAAUAAAAAAUAUAUU